CAUGAGCAGACGGCGUAGCGCCGCAAACUUGUGCAGAGGUGUGCUCAUAUCUCUAUGGGCGCUCCUGGCAGCGGGCCAGGGCUCGCCGUCUCACGUAGUCAGCUCUUUCAACAAUCUCCCUGCGCGUCUACUAUUCUUCGACGACACGGAGACCGCAAUUUAUCAUGAUUCGAUGGAGGGAAACAUCUAUGUAUCUCAAGACGAGGGCAAGAACUGGAAGCGUGCUGAAGGAAUACCGUCCGGCAAAGCUGCCAUGUUCUUUGAGCAUCCUGUCGACAAUCGAUUGGGGUUUGUGCUUACAGACGGCAAGACUCACUACCGAACAGAGGAUCGAGGACGAACGUGGCGACCAUUCGAUGUUCCAAUGGAACCUGCCCUCACACCCGCCCCACUCUCUUUUCACUCAGACCCAGCGAAAUACGGAUAUAUCCUCUAUCAGGGUACUAUUUGUGACCGUAGAGGAUGGGGAGCUUCGUGCCACGACGAGACAUACUACACGAAAGAGGCGUUCAGUGAUGAUGUGAAGCUUCUCAAGAAGGACACUGCAAGAUGCCAGUUCGCACAUAGCUCGAAAGAGUUCAAGCACGAAGCACCUUCGGACCUAGUUUUCUGCGUCGGAUACGACAGCGGCUCGCACGACCUGGCGUCGAGUCGGUUCUUCUCAAGCAGCGACUUUGAGAACUGGAAGAUGGAGGACUUUGGGAUUGGGAAGAACGCGAGGGGUGUGAUUGCGUUCGCCAUCGUGUCCAAAUACGCUGUUGUGGCUAUGAAGGACCUGAGUGCAGGCCCCAACGGCGACUUGCACCUCUAUGUGUCCGUCGACUCGCAGACAUGGGCGCGAGCUCAUUUCCCACAUGUCACUUCUGCCCGACUUCGCGAAAACGCAUACACCAUGCUCGAAUCGACGACGCAUUCAUUGGCUGUUGACGUGGUCCUCCAAGACAAGAGCCCGAUUGGCACCCUCUUUGUCAGCAACUCCAAUGGCACGUACUUCGUUGAAAGCCUGAAGGACACAAACCGCAACGACUUCGGGUAUGUCGACUACGAACGCAUUUAUGGGAUUGAGGGCAUUGGUGUGGCGAACGUCGUGGCGAAGCGAGGAGAGUGCAAGAGGAUCAAGUUCACGACCUCUUGCGACACUUUGACGACGUAUAUAAGGCUGGCCCAGUUGGCCAGGUUUCGACAUCCCACCACCCACUUCCCUCUUCUCCUCUCCUCUCCUUCUCCUCUCGUCUCUCUCGAUAGCUCGACCGCGCCGACGUCGAUGGGCGCUUCGCCCUUGGACAGUGGUACGCACCUUGGGGAGUCGGGCCCGACUCGUCUUGAAAUGGCGCCGGCGCCAGGUGCCAGCUCGACGAACCUACAAGCAAAACAAUUGUCUCCGCCUCCGCGAACACGAAGGUUUCGUGCCGCCCCGACUCGCAAUCUCGUUUCCAGGUCGUUCCCGAUGCCCUACGCAAGCCGCCACGUCUUCCGGCCGUGUAGUUCUGCUACGAGGGGCAAGAACCCGCCUUCGUGUCGCCGCCACUCGCCACUCGACCGCCCAUUUCCCUUGUCCUCGGGACCGUUUAACGCGGGUCUACGAAGCCAAAGACCUACCCGACUCGAAGUAAAACCUCCUACCCGCCGAGUGUCGCCGUCUCCUUGCGACGAUUGCUGCCAACUGCUUCGAUGGGCGGGGUAUGCCCGGCCGGAUAUGGCCCUGCCCGUACGUCGUACAGCGCCGUUGGACCUCUCAGACGGCUGCUGGACAGAAGAGGCGAGUGCUGGGACAUCCACGGACAUGGAGAGACGAAGGUCGCGGUGCUGGGCGAGUGCUGGCGGCAUCUACGAACAUGGCAGCCUCGCCCCCUCGACGUUCGUCGCCCUGUUCGUCGCCACCUGUGUUCUUGAUCCCUGUGUCGAGGACCGUGCUCCAUACGGGCGGUACGGUUCAUCUGCGAACAUGAUAAGUUGCCCCACACACGACCUUCCCGCCCUCGCCGCCAGCGUUCUUGGGUGCCCACGCCUUGGAAUAGUGUCGGCGUGCUGUGCGACGGAAGGAAGGGACGGCUGGGUGAAGUCCGCCGCGCCUCUCCCAUGUGCCGUGCACGACCCACAACGACCUACGUUGUGGUUCUGGAUGUUCGUGUCGUCCAUGGUAGAUGCACUCACGAUGCGUAUAGCCCGUGGUGCCUGGUA
This is a messenger RNA of Cyclocybe aegerita, 2181 nucleotides long. Lineage: Eukaryota; Fungi; Basidiomycota; Agaricomycetes; Agaricales; Hemipholiotaceae. The record is from the annotation of a GenBank genome assembly.